Messenger RNA from Enterobius vermicularis (human pinworm), 564 nucleotides. NCBI's taxonomy places the organism in Eukaryota, Metazoa, Nematoda, Chromadorea, Rhabditida, Oxyuridae. The record is from the annotation of a GenBank genome assembly.
AUGUCUUCAAUGGGCAAUCAUCAGUCAUCAAGCUCAAAGUCAUUGUCAGAAGACUAUCAUGAGAGUUACGAGCGCCAGGGUUGUUCACACGACUACAGCAAUGAGAUUAACAGGACAGUUACCGAGUCAAUGCUUGCACCGGAUAUUAUAAUGGAGGUUUUAAGUCGAGUAGAUUCGCCGAAAUUUUUAAUAACCUCAUGCUAUCUGGUUUGUCGUCGGUGGUUUGAAACACUUUCAACACCAUAUUUUUGGAAAAUUUAUCAGAAAAGGCAGUUUGGGUAUAAUGCAGUAAUAUCAGGGGAAGUUAAUGAACAUUUUGUGCUAACGGAAUUCGGAGUCUUUAGUAAGUUUGGAAAAAACUUAAUUGCUAAUCCGAGUGGGCAAGAUGGAUUCAACAAUUGGGAAAUAACCAGCGACGGUGGAGACAGGUUUAUUAUUGAAUCUCCACCAGUAAACUGUCGUCCCAUGAAUGGAAUAACCACUGCAUUUGCGACUAGCACAACUUGUUUAAUGCUGAUUCUUUUAAAACAACUUGAAGAAGAAGUCUGUGAGAAUAGCCUUUGA